This is a messenger RNA of Anolis sagrei ordinatus, 1842 nucleotides long. RefSeq names its product leucine rich repeat containing 71 (gene LRRC71). The record is from RefSeq and is a predicted model, not a curated record. Gene Ontology annotation, molecular function: protein binding. Lineage: Eukaryota; Metazoa; Chordata; Lepidosauria; Squamata; Anolidae.
CAAGGCGGCGGCGCCAUACCCAAGUGGAUGGAGACUGCGAGGGGAUAAACCCACGAGUGUCUGCAGAGAGAGCCCUUCCUUCUCAGUCCGAGUUUCUCGUUCUCCCGACAGAGACUGUCUACCCCACAGCUUUUGGUCUCCAUGCUUUUUUAGGGGGCACUUCAUCGCACCCCCUUCGCUCAAUGUUUCCCUGCUUUGUGACAAUACAAUCCGCAAAGGAGGGAAGGCGGCGUCAUGGGGAAGAAGGGCGAACGGGGAGCCAAGGACAAGAAUGCGGCCCUUGAAGAGGAAGCCAGGAAUGCCGCCAGAAGGGCAGAGCACGGGGAAGAAGAGUACCAGUGCACAGGGAUCCUGGAGCAGGAUUUCAUUGAGCUCUGCACCCGAGCUGGAUUUCAAGAAAUCCCAAAAGUCAUUGUGCGGCCACACGCUCAUGCCGGCACCGCUGCCAUAGAGGAGCCCGACCCGCAAUCUGAGAAGGAAGUCACCAACACUCUGGCCCAGAUCCAGAGCAAGUACAACUACUUCCGCCCCAGCGUCCAGGUAGAGCUGGAGCAUGAGGACCCCAAGAGCACCCGGGAGAUCUUCAUCCAGAGUUGGAAGAUUGAGGAGAAGAUGCUGACUGUCCUGGCCAAAUGCCUGCCUGCUCUCAGCCACCUCCAAACCCUUCGCCUCUGGAAGGUCGGCCUGACAGAUCUCACCUUCUCCUUGCUCCUCGCCAUCUUCCCAACCUGCCCCACCCUCAAGACCCUGGUUCUGGAAGGCAACCCGCUGCCGGAGCGAUCUUUCUACAAGCUGAUCUCCGAGGAGACCAACUUGGCCCACCUCUCCCUGAGGAACAAUGACAUUGACGACGAAGGGGCCUAUCUUAUUGGCCAGGCGCUCUCCUCUCUCAAAAGCUCCAACAAGACCUUGGCUUCGAUCAAUCUCAGCUGCAACCACAUCACAGACGUCGGGGCCGCUCACAUUGCCAACGGUUUGCGCCUCAACCGCUCACUGCUCUCCUUGUCAUUAGCGCAUAACCGGAUUGGCGACGAAGGUGCCCUGAAGAUUGCGGAGAUCCUUGCCCCUUUUGCUCUCACUCACGUAGAGGUGGUAGAGAGGCGACGGCUGCUGCUGGAGAAGGAGACUCUGGAACGAAGCCGCCUGCCCCAGCGACACAUGGAACUGAAAAGCGAGCGUCCUUCCAGCCACGUUAGCAACACAGCCAUCGACAAGCUGAUCGUGAAGACCACGAAAGCCACCAACAAGAAGAAGGAUAAGGAAUUGGCCAAAAAAGAGAAGGAGAAGGAGGAGAAAGAGAAGGGCCAAGUGAGCGGAGGGGCUGUGCUGGUUGCGUCCACGACUUCACAGCCUAAGAAGGAGGACACCAAGGAUGCCAAGGAUGCCAAGCAAGCCAAGAAAGGCACGGAACGCCCUGCUGCCGAACAGAAGCCCCCUCGCGGCAAAGGAACCAAGUCCAGCAACAAGGACAAACGGGCCCAAGCAGUGGAAAUCGAGGUGGUCGAACCCACCGAGAUUGUGAACCCACUCCUGGAGCAAGCAGAACACCGAGAUGGGAAAGUCUUCCUUCCUGGCAAUCGCGUCCUCAUCUACCUGAACCUCAUUCGGAACCGGAUCACGGAGAUCGGACUGAAGGGCUUCCUGGCUGCAGUGGAACAGCAGACCUGUCGUGUGGCUCCUGGAAGCAAGGGGCCCACAGGUCUCUUGCGGUUGUCUUUGGGGAAGAACAACUACCCUGCAGAGAGCAAGACCUACGCCAGGAUCCAGGAGCUGAUGAUGGCAAGGGAUCCGCUCCCCAAAGUCACCAAGGCCAUGGAAGAGGAAGCAGCGGUUGCCUUUUAG